CUCCCUCGUCUUGCGUCGUCGGCACUCGACUUGCAUCACCCCCCCUCUUCUUCCUUCUUCCUUCUUCAACAUCACAAUCCUUUUAUAAACACCCCCAUCGCAUAUUACCCAUACACGCGACAAGGCGCAACCCUGCUUCACUCAACUCUCACACACGCACCAACCCCCCAUCCCAACCUCACCCACCGCAAUGGCACCAACCACCCGCUCACAAGUUUCGGGCGAGGGCUCACCCGCUCCCUCUCCAAAGCACGCAGCCACCUCGUCGGCUGUCAACACAAAGUCGGGCCCACUCAGGCAACGCCAGCGCGAAAACUCGAUGACACAGUACCGCGAUGCAAAGGAAUCGCUUGACCUUGCCACUGACGAUUACAGCGUCGACGAGAACGUCUUCUUCUUCGUCCCCAACCUGAUCGGCUACGCUCGUGUGAUCCUCGCAGCGGCGUCCCUCUACUACAUGCCGUUCCACCCAAAGAUCUGCACAGUGCUGUAUGGUGUUAGUUGCUUGCUGGACGCCUUCGACGGUCUCGCAGCCCGCCUCCUGGACCAGGAGACAAAGUUUGGAGCCGUCCUCGACAUGGUCACCGACCGCUGCACCACGGCCUGCUUGUUGACCUUCCUCGCCGCCACCUACACGGAGAACGGCCUGCCCCUCCUCUUCCAGUUCCUCAUCUCGCUCGACUUCGCAUCGCACUACAUGCACAUGUACUCUUCUCUCGUCACUGGAGCGACAAGUCACAAGAAUGUCGGCCAGGACGUAUCUCGCAUCCUGUGGUACUACUACAACGACCGCACGACCCUGUUCAUCUUCUGCUUUGCCAACGAGCUCUUCUUCGUCUGCCUCUACCUUAAUGCCUCGGUCGAGCGUGCCAUCUUCUCUGGCUCGCUUGCCCAGUACGCGCCCUUCCUCUCCGGUGUGCCCAUCAUUGGCUGGAUGACCUGGCCCCAGCUCAUCGGACUCCUGUGCUUCCCCAUCAUGUUCGCCAAGCAGGUCAUCAACGUUGUGCAGUUCUGGAAGGCGUCCAAGAUUCUCGUCGGCAUCGACAUUGCUUCCCGAAGGGAGGCCCGCGAGAACAAGGCCGAGGCGGACAACGCCGAGGCCAUUGCCGACAAGUAAGCGGCGACUUCCACACCCCGUGGUGCCCGUGUGGCGGCGGCACCGCGCUGCAUAUUUGGCCAUGGUAGAUAUGAAAGACUAGAGCCAGAGUCUGGGGGACAUGACACUCUCUUUACGGGAUAUAUACAUCACGCAGUAGCAUCAUGUAGGACGUGUUUGACG
Vanrija pseudolonga is the source of this 1279-nucleotide messenger RNA. RefSeq names its product CDP-diacylglycerol--inositol 3-phosphatidyltransferase (gene pis1). The transcript is spliced from 5 exons. Gene Ontology annotation, cellular component: Golgi apparatus; membrane. Gene Ontology annotation, biological process: phosphatidylinositol biosynthetic process. The coding region runs from base 191 to 1117 and encodes 308 amino acids. The record is from RefSeq and is a predicted model, not a curated record. Gene Ontology annotation, molecular function: CDP-diacylglycerol-inositol 3-phosphatidyltransferase activity. NCBI's taxonomy places the organism in Eukaryota, Fungi, Basidiomycota, Tremellomycetes, Trichosporonales, Trichosporonaceae.